Messenger RNA from Gongylonema pulchrum, 240 nucleotides. The record is from the annotation of a GenBank genome assembly. Lineage: Eukaryota; Metazoa; Nematoda; Chromadorea; Rhabditida; Gongylonematidae.
AUGGAGCAGUAUGGUGAAGAAAUCGAUUUUGGUAACGGUAUCAAGCAAUGUUACGUGAUGGCUGAACACAAGGAUGAGUUCUUGCGUAUCAGUAAGUAUCAAUGGGACUUGGUACUCACGGAUUCGCUGUUCUCAACUUGUGGUUAUGGACUUGCGCAACUCAGUCGGGCAAAUCAUGUAAUGAUGCAUACAACCAGCGUUGAAGCAGCGCCAGGUCUUGCGAAAGGGUUUGCCAGGUAA